Molecule: messenger RNA, 1128 nt
Organism: Exophiala aquamarina CBS 119918
Lineage: Eukaryota; Fungi; Ascomycota; Eurotiomycetes; Chaetothyriales; Herpotrichiellaceae
Exons: 2
Source: RefSeq, a predicted model, not a curated record
CGGUCACGAUCUCGCUUGCAGAAACGUCCCUCGCAACGUGGCAUGAAAUCAUCACAAAUGUCUACCGCCCAGAAAAGGGCCGUGCUGGAACAGAACAACUUGGCCACGUCACCUGCACUCUCUGAUUCUGCUGCUGUACCAGAGAGGUCAUCCUCCCUGCGCGUUAAAACAGCGCAACCUUCCGCGGGCUCAGAGCGGCCGAAGACUGCAAAAGACAAACCAAGGCGCACAGACGCAAAUUAUACCAACGGUGAUACGUCAUGCACAGAUUCACAUACUGCUCUGCCCAUUAGACCUAGAACUGCACCAUCCGUGGAAAACAUCAAGGCGAGAGCACAGGCAAGAACCCCUCCUCCUCCAACAUUACUUCCGGCAUCUACGGCCGCAGUCAAAAGCCCUCCUCCUGGGACCAAUCGACUACCACGGCACGUUGCUCUCGCACCCUACGACCCAUACCCACUUAAUCCAUUAUACCAUAUCCCGAGUCCGCCUCUGUCGAACACAGAAUCCAGACCUUCACCCGAACCCAAGCAGUCACCUAACAGCGAGCAGCCCGCUGUGGCAACCCGUCAGCGGAGGAGCAGAGCUAUGACCCCCAUAGAAGCGGCGACGCAACAGCUCGCUGCGACCGUUGAAGCGCAGCCUACCGACCACUUGGAAUCAGGCACCGGGGCGACCACAGUCCAACACCACACAGACGUGACAGAGACUCUACGCCCGGCGGUGACACAAGAAGUGGUACAAGAGCACCGAAUAGAAAUCGUGCAAGAAGAAGUCACGCGAGAGAUCCACGUGCACCACUAUUUCACAUACAUGCAACCGCUCCGAGCUUUGGAGGUACUUCCAGCGAGACACUUUAUCGUUGAUCCGGAGACGGGGGAGAAGAGGGAAAUCGCAGCGCCCGAAGGCUGGUCAAUGCCGGCAAACCUGAUGCCAAGAAAGCCUGACACCUCCACCUUGGCGCCGAUCACUCGGCACUAUCUCGUCAACGAACAGCAUCCACAGGGAAUUCUCGAAUCAUCGCCCCCGCCCCAUCCGCCCCCGACACAACCGUUACCGCCGGCACCGGGUCCUGCGCCAUCGGCCUCGAGCCAAACCGGGAAAUGGUCUCCCUUUCCGCGGUCGACG